This is a messenger RNA of Tachysurus fulvidraco (yellow catfish), 2730 nucleotides long. RefSeq names its product carnitine palmitoyltransferase 2 (gene cpt2). Lineage: Eukaryota; Metazoa; Chordata; Actinopteri; Siluriformes; Bagridae. The record is from RefSeq and is a predicted model, not a curated record. Gene Ontology annotation, molecular function: carnitine O-palmitoyltransferase activity. Gene Ontology annotation, biological process: fatty acid beta-oxidation. The coding region runs from base 358 to 2355 and encodes 665 amino acids. Gene Ontology annotation, cellular component: mitochondrion. The transcript has 5 exons.
AAUCAGAUGCAGCAGCGCGGUUAGACUUUGGCUCGCGGAAGUGGUGCUGGAUAAGGAAUAAAUAGAGCUGGAGAGUUGUUUUAUUAGAAAUAAGUAUAAAUUUAAAAAAAUCUAGUUAGUGUUCGACUUCAAUUGAGAGGUGAAGUCUAACAGGCAGAACUAUUUUCCUACCACAUGCCCAAAAUAAUCCGUGUGUGAAUGACCUUAUUGCGCAUAGUCAGUGGUCUCUGUGGGGUAUCUUUAUAAACACAAAACGUCAAGUUGAAACCUUUUCUUAGCACCAGUCUAACAACACUCUAGUGGAAACUACCAACAAUUCUCUUGCAAACGUUUCUGGUACGAGAUAGCAAAAAAGAUAUGGCAUACCUUCUCUCUUGUCAACUAAAGACAACACUGAAGCCCUUGACAUUGAGGACUGCUUUUGUAUGGUGUGCAAAUCAUCGACCAUACAGCAGUAGAUAUGAAGGAUCUGAAUAUUUGCACAAAAGUAUUGUUCCUACUAUGCACUACCAGAAAAGUUUACCGAGAUUGCCAGUUCCGAAGCUGGAGGACACGAUACAGAGAUAUUUGGCAGCCCAGAAGCCCCUAUUAAACCCGGAACAGUACAGUAAAACGGAGAAACUGGCUCGUGAAUUCCAGAAUGGUGUUGGCAAGGAGCUACACGAGGAGCUUGUGGCUCUGGACAAAAUGAACAAGCACACCAGCUAUAUUUCAGCUCCAUGGUUUGACAUGUACCUCUCUGCCCGUGAAUCUGUGGUCUUGAACUUUAAUCCUUUCAUGUCAUUCAACCCUGACCCGAAACCUGAGUACAAUGACCAGCUUGUUCGGUCUGCUAACAUGGUGUGUUCUGCAGUUCGGUUUAUGAAAACCCUGCGUGCGGGUCUCCUUGAACCAGAGGUGUUUCACUUAAACCCCUCAAAGAGCAACACUGAUACUUUUAAGAAGUUCAUUCGAUGGGUGCCCUCCUCCAUCUCAUGGUUUGGAGCCUACAUGGUGAAUGCCUAUCCGCUGGAUAUGUCUCAGUACUUCCGUCUCUUCAAUUCUACACGGAUCCCCAAACCCAAGCGGGAUGAGCUAUUUACUGACCAGAAAGGUCGCCAUGUGCUUGUCAUGAGAAGAGGAAAUAUGUAUAUAUUUGAUGCGCUGGAUAAGGAUGGUAAUAUGGUGAAACCAGCAGAAAUCCUGUCACACCUCAAAUACAUUCUUGCAGACGCAACACCAGCUGCUGCUUUUCCUCUAGGUGUUCUGACGAGCGAGAACAGGGACGUUUGGGCUGGACUAAGGGAAAAGCUUCUACAGGCAGGGAAUGGUGAGGCUCUGGGUUUAGUGGAUAAUGCUCUGUUCUGCAUGUGUCUUGAUGAGAAGGAAAUGCGUGAUCAUAUACAGAUCUCCCACAAUAUGCUCCAUGGGGACGGCUGUAACCGAUGGUAUGACAAGUCCUUUAGUAUCAUUUUAACCAAAGAUGGACAAGCAGCCAUCAAUUUUGAGCACUCUUGGGGUGAUGGUGUGGCUGUCCUACGUUUCCAAAAUGAAGUCUUCAAAGACACAACAGAGACUCCAUUGAUUGGUCCUGGCACACAACCUCCUGCUGUAGAUUCAGCUUCUGCUGUGCGGAGGCUAGAAUUCAAGCUAAACCCUGAACUGGAACAAGGAAUAAGAAAAGCCAAACAGAAUUUCCAGGAUGCUGUCUCAAAGCUAACGAUUGAUGCCAUGGAGUUUAAGCAAGGGGGAAAAGAGCAGCUGAAGAAGAAGCAGCUCAGCCCUGAUGCCAUUGCACAACUGGCUUUCCAGAUGGCAUUCCUGCGGCAGUACGGGCAGACCGUAGCUACUUACGAGUCCUGUAGUACGGCAGCUUUCAAACAUGGCCGCACAGAGACCAUCCGGCCUGCCAGUAUACACACACAGAGCUGUGCCCAAGCCUUUGUUCAACAGCCUGGUCAGCAGAGUGUGGAGCAGCUCACAGGUCUACUGCAUGCCUGCUCCAAAUAUCAUGGGCAGCUCACAAAGGAGGCAGCCAUGGGACAAGGUUUUGACCGGCAUCUUUUUGCCUUACGCUACCUGACAAAUUCUAAAGGAAUGCCUAUGCCAAGUCUGUACCAGGACCCAGCUUAUGCGGCCAUAAAUCACAACAUCCUGUCUACCAGCACACUCACUAGCCCAGCUGUCAAUUUAGGUGGCUUUGCCCCAGUGGUUCCAGAUGGUUUUGGAGUGGGCUACGGUGUCCAUGAUGACAGGAUCGGUUGCAAUGUUUCCAGCUACCCUGCCAGGAACGUCCACGAAUUUCUCAGAUGUGUUCACAAGUCUCUGGAGGACAUUUUUACUGUUCUUGAAGGAAAGCCAAUUAAAUCCAGCUAAUCUAAAUACUAAUGUGCUUCAGUGGAAUGAGAGUGGGUUUUGAGGUUUAAAGGUUAAUGUUUAUAUUAACAAUUGUUUGUCUGCAGUUGUUUGAGUAGAUCAGAUCCUCUGUACUUUCAAUUCUGCCUAACAAUCAAUUAACAUGUUCUGCAAAUUUGUACAGGAUGUUCAAAUGUUCACUGUACAAUUUGAAAUUUAUACACUUUAAAUUGGUAAAUGUAAAAUGUAAGUACUUUAAGUUCACAUUAUUUAAAAGUAUUGCUAAUUUAAAAGUGAAAUCAAUGAUUUGGUUCAAAUACCUCAAAAUGUGCCUUGGUGUAGAUUAGGUUAAUUGUCAAUAUUUUACCCCACCUGGAAUAAAAUAAGUUAAAGUUG